AUGGCUCCGUCGCCCCUAGCCAUGGCCCCUCGCGACCUGCCGCCCCUAACCGCGGCCCGGGUGCCCUGUUGCGCCAUGGUGGGUGAGGGGGUGGCAAGAGGGGGUUCCUCCUGCCCGCGUGCCCUUCAGUCGCACGCGCAGCUCCGCCCCCGCCCCCCUCCCCCCCCUCCCCCCCCUCCAUGGGGAUGGCGGGGAGAGGGGGAGGAAACUUGGAGGUUCAGGGGGAGGCAGGAGGGGAUCUGCAGCACCAGUGGGGGGGAAGGGAUCUGCCAUCCCCCUGCUGCGGAUGCAGCAGUUGGGGGAGGGGACCUGCAGCACCAGCCCCCCCCCCCCCGCCCCCCGCCCCCCCCCUUCUCCUCCACCCUUGCUGCGGGUGCAGCAGUGGGGGGAGGGGAUCUGCAUCAGCAGUGGGGGGAGGGGACCUGCAGCACCAGCCCCCCCCCCCCCGCCCCCCCCCCCCCCCCCCCCCCCUUCUCCUCCACCCUUGCUGCGGGUGCAGCAGUGGGGGGAGGGGAUCUGCAUCAGCAGUGGGGGGAGGGGAUUUGCAGCAUCAGCCCCCCCCCCCCCCUCUCCGCCCUUUUCUCCUCUCUCUCUCCCUGCCGCACCCUGUGUUGGGAGGGGGGGGAGCUUGGAGGUGCAGUGGGGGGGAGGGGAUCUGCAGCUACAGCCCCCCCCGCCCCCCCCCCCCCCUUUUUUUUCUCCUCCUCCCCUGCUGCGGUUGCAGCAGUGGGGGGAGGGGAUCUGCAGCAGCAGUGGGGGGAGGGGAGUUGCAGCAUCAGCCACCCCCCCCUUUUCUCCUCCACCCCUGCUGCGGGUGCAGCGGUGGGGGGAGGGGAUCUGCAGCCCUGUGCUGCCCUGCAGCCCUGCGCGCCCUAUGCGCCCUGCUGUCCUGCUGCCCUGCAGCCCUGUGCGCCCUACUGCCCUGCUGCUGCCGCUACAGCCCUUGCUGCUGCCCUGCGCGCCGCGUGCGCCCUGCAGCCCUGCUGCGCCCUGCGCGCCCUGCUGCCCUGCUGCCCUGUGCGCGCCCUGCUGCCCUCUGCACGCGCCAUGCACAGCCCCCCCCCCCACCCCCCCCCCCCCCCGCCCCAACCCCCCCCCCCCCCCCCCUCCCUUCUUCUUCCUUCCCCUGCUGCAGGUGCAGCAGUGGGGUGGGGGUAUGGGGGUGGCGGGUGUGGGUGCAACUGCGGGGUGGCGGGUAUGGGGGUGGCGGGUGUGUGA
Closterium sp. Naga37s-1 is the source of this 1218-nucleotide messenger RNA. The record is from the annotation of a GenBank genome assembly. NCBI's taxonomy places the organism in Eukaryota, Viridiplantae, Streptophyta, Zygnematophyceae, Desmidiales, Closteriaceae.